AUGCAGGAAAAGAGGCUUGAUCGUGCUGCAAUUCUGAAGCAUUAUCGAGCUCACGGCCCAAGGGCGACUUAUCUGGCUUCCAGCUGCGAUGUGACGCUGUCGACGGGCAAAAAGGCCAAGCUUGUCUACGUGCUUCCGAAGUACAAGUUGCACCUCGCAACAGACCGACAAGCCGACAUGCUUGCAGCUAUGCGUCUGGCCCUGGCGACAUCCGAGACAGAGGUCCUUCGGCUCUCUACAGGGCAGACAGUCGCCACAGUCGGCCAUGUUUUGUUUUUUCUGUGUGCAUGUGAAGCUCCAAACAUAAACCGUCGGCAGGUCCGAACGGCCUGCAGUCAUGAGAAGACGGGCACCUACGAUGUUUUCAGGCACAUGUAUCUCCGCCAGACAUUUACGGCUGUAUUCGUGACCGAGCAGGGGUCGGUGGUGGACACACAUGUGGAUUACGUGCGCUGCGGCGGCUAUACGGAACACUCUUUGUUCGUAGGCGGCCUCGUUAGCAAGGACGGCUUGACGCCUGUGCCGCAGGGACCAGAACACUCCCGGCCGAGCAAGAAAAGGAGGACGGGCUCCAAGGCUAAGCGGUCCGAAGCAACGAAACGGAUGCUCGCGCCGCCGGAGGACACAAAGAAAGAAGAGCCAGCCCCGACUGACAGCAUGAUGCCAUCAGGUGCCGAGCAGUAUUUGCCCGGCUUGGCUGCGGAUGCGAGCAAGGCGGCGUUCCUCCACUUCGCCGGUGAAAAGCACGCAGACGACGACCUCUGCUUGGCUGUGAAUGUCAGAGGGGCCCGAUGCAGACGCAGACGGAGCCAUGGCAAUUUCUGCAAGCAACAUGCUGACAGUGCGGCCAGCGAGGAGAAGGGCAAAGCGUUCUUUGGGGAAGUCGAAGACCAUUUUGCCCGGGCUGCGGCUGCAUUCGAAAGACAGCAGGUUGCUGAAGCAGUGGCCGUGUCUUUGCGUGAUUCGAAAGAGAUGGCAGAGAAGAUGGCAAGGAGCCGGCGAGUCAUCCAGAACCGCUUGGACAAGUUGCAGCUUGAUCGUGUGGAAACAGCAGCAGAUGGAUCCUGCCAAUUCGUGGCCUUGACGCUGUCCGCAGACAUUGCAAUGGACGCUUUUGCGUUUCGAACGCAGGUGGUGGGGUACCUGCGAAGCACUGCCACCUUGUUCAAGAACGACGUCGACAAGUCAUUCCCUUCAUUCGAAGCUUAUCUGGACUGCAUGGCCAGACCCCAAUCAUGGGGUGAUGACCUGACGCUGGCAGCCGCAUCGCACCUGCUACUGCGCAGGAUCCGUGUUGUUAGUGAUCAUGACCUUGAGGUGGAGCGGUUUUUCAGUCCGCCAGCCAUUAUCUCAAAAGAGAUCUGGGGCAGCGACAUAACCGUAUGUCACCUCAUGCAGAAUCACUACGAAGCCACUCGCCCGAAGGGCAGGGGCGCGAAGAGGGAGCUGUGA
Molecule: messenger RNA, 1452 nt
Organism: Symbiodinium necroappetens
Lineage: Eukaryota; Dinophyceae; Suessiales; Symbiodiniaceae
Source: the annotation of a GenBank genome assembly